AUGCAUUUCUCCAAGAUCAUCACUUCAGGGCUCCUCUUCACCCUGUCUUCUGUGGCUAUCGCUGCCCCAAACCCUGACCCUCUUGAGGGCCGCAUUGCAGAGCUAGAGCGCCGCACCGAAGGGCUGGUCGCUCGCGCUGGUUGGACCUGUGCUUUUGGUGGCAACAAAGCGUGCCAGGCGAAGUAUAUAGAUGUUGAGUACGACUGGGUGGCAGGCUUUAAUCCUGGGCGAAAGUUUGAGCACCAGCUCUACAUGGGCAUGAAGCGUUGCGGCGAGUCGCCGCCUCCGGACGAUAUUAGGAUUCAGUUCACGAAAAUAUCACAGGAGCAACAUUCGCACGAGCUGAAUGUCCCUUACGACUAG
Messenger RNA from Aspergillus tanneri, 363 nucleotides. RefSeq lists its product as uncharacterized. The record is from RefSeq and is a predicted model, not a curated record. The coding region runs from base 1 to 363 and encodes 120 amino acids. The transcript has 2 exons. Lineage: Eukaryota; Fungi; Ascomycota; Eurotiomycetes; Eurotiales; Aspergillaceae.